AUUUGGGGCGCAGAACCAAAUCAGUUAAUUGACUGCACGGAAAUGACUUCUGACCUCCGACCUGAGGUCGCAUUCGGUUUCCGUUCUAGUAGCGUGCUUAGUGCAGUCACUCUAGCAAAUCCUCGAAAAAAUCCUUCAAAAAUUCUCGUUCAAAUCCGACAAUUUUUCGGAAGAUAUGGCUCCCAAACGUUCGAAGAAGUGUCCAGGAUGCCACUUGGACGUCGCCCUGCACAAAUCGGGCGUUGCUGGCAAGGAUUGCACGGGGAUUCUGGAAGACAACGGCGCUGUGGGUCAAGGCAUGCAAGGCGCCAUGGCCGAGCUACAACAGCGCAAGGCAGAGCUUACCCAGCGCCUAGAGUUGAAGAAGCUUCAGCGGGAAGUGGAUGCGCUAGAGAAAGAAUUGGCCACAGACACCACUACAACCUCGCCACUUCCUCCGGCCAAGGACGGGAGCAAGACGGACGAAACUCAAGACGACGAACGCAAGCAUGUGGAUUUCGGGCAUGCAGACAUUACGUUAGCCCAGCUCCGCGAAGAUGCCGCGCUUCAGAGCCUCGUAUCCACAAAGUAUGGGGAUCUUGUCGGCGCGGGCAAGAAGCCAGAGAAAGGUAAGGCAAUCCUAUCUCCCGAGUCUUUCGUCCAUAGUUUUCAUUCAGCGGAAACGAAGAAGUAUGACGAGCUCGAGAUGGAAGAAUUCCUGGCUGGCUGUAUGGGUUUAUUGCGCAAUCCCGGCCUACCCUCCUAUGAACUGAUGGGGCGCAUAGCACUGUUGGAAUAUACGUGUAACAAACUGGCUAGGUAUGACUGGACCGUGGUUCGGUCUUUUCAUGCGGCGGCGGUCAAGCAAGCGCUCCGGAAGCCAGGCUCAUGGUCGGAUGACUGGGUAGCCCUGAAGGAGAUUUACUUUGAUGCCGAUCCGCUCAAGAUCAAGCCUGCCGGGUCCGCCGCGAGUCGACAGCCCAAGAAAUCCAAUCCUCCACGCAUCUGCUAUCGGUUCUCUAGGAACGAGUGUGCCGCUGAUACGUGUCGUUUUGACCACCUUUGUGAUUACUGCUGGAAAAAGACCUCGCAGAGGUUCAAACACUCAGCCGCUGACUGCCACAGGAAGCAAGCCGAAGAGAAACGUGCUUCAUCUACCGAUAACGGGGCCAACGUCAAGUCGUCUUCCGCAUGA
Messenger RNA from Branchiostoma belcheri (Belcher's lancelet), 1174 nucleotides. RefSeq lists its product as uncharacterized. The record is from RefSeq and is a predicted model, not a curated record. The transcript is spliced from 2 exons. Bases 176 to 1174 code for a protein of 332 amino acids. NCBI's taxonomy places the organism in Eukaryota, Metazoa, Chordata, Leptocardii, Amphioxiformes, Branchiostomatidae.